CAGUGGGCGUUCAAAGUGCUUUCCUUCUGUUUCUCCAAACGUAAAUUCUCGGUUCCCCACCGUAGCCGUUUCACUCUCUCUCUCUCUCUUUGAAGUCCAAAGUCCAAACAAUAUAUUUGUCUCUUCCACCUACAAAAAAAAAAGAACAGAAGACCAAAGAAAGAUAGCAAAAGAAAGAAAGACAUGGGUGGGGGUGCGAUGAAGAUCGUUUUUGGGCUGUUAACACUCGUUACUGUUGGAAUGAUUAUAGGUGCUUUGUUUCAAUUAGCAUUUAUACGAAGGUUGGAAGCCUCCUAUGAGUUUCCAUCAUCUAGAAGAUUGCAGGGAAACGAGAAUGAUGGCUAUCUUCAGCUUCCCAGAGGUAUUCCCGAUUGGAAUAAUGACAAAGACGCAAGAAUUUUACGUCUUGGAUAUGUCAAACCUGAAAUAAUCAGCUGGUCACCUCGAAUCAUUGUACUUCAUAAUUUUCUGAGCAUGGAGGAAUGCGACUACCUUAGAGCAAUGGCCCUCCCCCGACUUGAAAUUUCAACUGUAGUGGAUACAGCAACUGGGAAGGGAAUUAAAAGUAGUGUAAGGACUAGCUCAGGAAUGUUCUUAAAUCGUGAAGAAAAGAAGUAUCCAAUGAUACAGGCAAUUGAAAAAAGAAUUUCUGUCUAUUCUCAAGUGCCAGUUGAAAAUGGGGAACUCAUACAAGUAUUAAGGUAUGAGAAGAGUCAGUAUUACCAACCGCAUCAUGACUACUUCUCUGAUUCUUUCAAUGUGAAGUAUGGCGGUCAGCGCAUAGCAACAGUCCUCAUGUAUUUAAGUGAUAACGUUGAAGGAGGAGAAACAUAUUUCCCUAUGGCUGGUUCGGGUGAAUGUAGCUGUGGUGGGAAGAAGCUCAAGGGGAUGUCUGUAAAACCAAAUAAAGGAGAUGCUGUGCUUUUUUGGAGCAUGGGACUAGAUGGACAGUCGGAUAUAAAUAGCAUACAUGGAGGAUGUGAGGUGCUCUCAGGUGAAAAGUGGUCGGCUACGAAAUGGAUGAGGCAGAGAGCUCUCUCGCCACCAUAGCUUUACCAAUACAAUCUCUAAAAAAUAUACUAAAGGGGUCCCUUUUCAUGGGUUUUUUCUUUUCCCCUGGUAGAUUGGACACAUGUUUAAAUGGUCAGUGAAUGUGAAUAAUGUCAUAUGUAAGUUAUAAAUUAAGCCUAAAAUCCAAAAGUGUUGGUGAAAAUACCAAAUAAUCAAAGUCCAUAUGAUUAGCCAGAGCGAGUUAA
Quercus lobata is the source of this 1256-nucleotide messenger RNA. RefSeq names its product prolyl 4-hydroxylase 1. NCBI's taxonomy places the organism in Eukaryota, Viridiplantae, Streptophyta, Magnoliopsida, Fagales, Fagaceae. Gene Ontology annotation, molecular function: iron ion binding; procollagen-proline 4-dioxygenase activity; L-ascorbic acid binding. Bases 184 to 1050 code for a protein of 288 amino acids. Gene Ontology annotation, cellular component: endoplasmic reticulum. The transcript has 12 exons. The record is from RefSeq and is a predicted model, not a curated record. Gene Ontology annotation, biological process: peptidyl-proline hydroxylation to 4-hydroxy-L-proline.